UCACUAGUGAUUACAUAAACUACACUGUUCGUUUCUCGUGAACAAACAAGCACUGUCACACACACACACACUCAACUCCAUUACACACACUCACUCACUUUACUCAGUUUGCUUUCAUCAAAAGAACAAGAAAUAAAACAUCUCUUACUUGAACUUUGUACUUGUUUUUUUACCUCUUCUUCUCUUUGUUUACUUCAUGUGUGAACCUACUAGAGUCUGUGUGUGUAAUAUAAAGAAAAAAGAGUCAUCUUUUCUACCAGUUGGUGCCCAGAUUUUCAUGGGACUGUUGUUCUUUUGUACACUUGUUUAUUCUGGUAGCUCAUUUCUUGAGUUUUGACCCAUCAAAGAGUACUAAGCAAGGCCCAACUUUCUCCCCAAAUCAAGGCUUGGUUUUUCUGUGUUUGAUACAUUUUCAAGAAUUAAGGAGAGGGAGAGAGGGGGGGGAGAGAGAGGGAGAGGGAGAGAGAGUGGGGGAGAGAGAGAGAGUAAUUAAGGGGAACCCAUAUGGAUUUGUUUAUAGUUAUGCUAAUAGGUUUGCUAUCAAUGUCAUGUGUGGUUUCACAAGAUGAUGAGACCACAUUGAUUGCAAUUAGUAAAGAGUUGGGUGUGUCUAAGUGGGGUUUGAAGAGCUCAGAGAAUCACUGUUCUUGGCCUGGCAUUGGCUGUGGCUUGAACAAUUCUAAAGUGGAAAGGCUUGAUCUUUCUCAUCAAGGGCUUCAAGGUAAUGUCUCUAUAAUCUUUGAGCUUAAAGACUUAAAGUGGCUUGACCUUUCUUAUAAUAACUUUCAUGGGUUAGUUCCAUUAAAAAUUGGAUUUUUGUCUGAGCUUGAGUUUCUUGAUUUGUCUUUUAACAAGUUUGAAAGUUCAGUUCCUAAAGAGUUGGGUAGGCUUAGAAAUCUCAAGUCUUUGAAUCUUUCUAAUAAUUUGCUUACUGGAGAUAUUCCUGAUGAGCUCGAGGGGCUAGAGCAGUUGCAUGAUUUGCAGUUGUUUAUUAAUAAGUUUACUGGUUCUAUACCUGAUUGGGUGGGAAAUUUGACCAAUCUUAGAGUUUUUACUGCUUAUGAGAAUCAGUUUGUUGGUCAAAUUCCAGAAAGAUUAGGUUCUGUUUCGGGACUUGCUGUGUUGAACCUUCACUCCAACCAGCUUGAAGGGCCUAUACCUAAGAGUAUUUUUGUUAUGGAAAAACUUGAAAUAUUGGUUCUCACACAAAACAAGUUGACUGGUAAUAUUCCUGAAUUGAUAGGCAACUGCAAAGACCUGUCUAGUAUUAGGAUCGGAAACAAUCUAUUAAUUGGGAGCAUCCCCACAUCAGUCGGAAACAUUAGUGGCUUGACGUACUUUGAAGCAGAUAACAACAAUUUGUCCGGGGAGAUUGUCCCAGAAUUUUCUCAAUGCUCUAAUCUCACUCUUUUAAAUUUAGCUUCAAAUGGGCUUACUGGAAGAAUUCCUCCAGAGUUAGGAGGGCUUACUAAUCUGCAGGAAUUGAUUGUUUCCGGAAAUAGUUUGUUUGGAGAGAUUCCUGCAUCAAUUCUCAGGUCAAAGAAUCUUAACAAGCUUGACCUGAGCAGCAAUAAAUUCAAUGGCACUAUACCGGACGAUAUUUGCAACUCAUCAAGAUUGCAGUACCUGCUGUUGAGUCAGAAUUUUAUACGAGGGGAGAUACCUCACGAGAUAGGUAAUUGUACCAAACUGCUUGAACUGCAGCUUGGUGGUAAUUAUCUCAGUGGAAACAUUCCUCCGGAGAUCGGUCAUAUCAAGAACCUGCAGAUAGCAAUGAAUUUGAGUUUCAAUCAUCUCCGAGGUCAGUUGCCUCCUGAUUUGGGUAGACUCGAUAAGCUGGUUUCAUUAGAUGUCUCAAAUAACCAACUUUCAGGCAGUAUACCCACGCUGCUCAGGGGCAUGAUAAGUUUGAUUGAAGUCAAUUUCUCGAACAAUCAAUUCAGUGGUCCAAUACCUACGUUUGUGCCAUUUCAAAAAAGCGCCAGUUCAAGCUUUUUCGGCAAUAAGGGGCUUUGUGGUGAACCACUAAAUUCUCAAUGUAGCAAUUCAAAUGGCGCUGACCACCAGAGCUACUACCAUCAUAGUGUUUCUUACAGGAUUGUUUUAACCGUUAUUGGUUCAGGUUUGGCAGUUUUUGUAUCAGUGAGCGUUGUUGUUAUGCUGUUUAUGAUGAGGGAGAGACAAGAAAAGGCAGCCAAAGAUGCAGGAAUUUCUGAUGAUAUAGUUAAAAAUCCACCACUGAUUUUAGCAGGACAAAUUUUUGUUGAAAAUCUCCAACAAGCGAUAGAUUUUGAUGCUGUUGUGAAAGCAACCAUGAAAGAAGAAAAUAAGCUCAGCAGUGGGACAUUCAGCACCAUUUAUAAGGCAGACAUGCCUUCUGGGAUAACUUUAUCAGUCAAGAGACUAAAUUCUGUGGAUAGGACAAUAAUUCAAUAUCAGAACAAAAUGAUCAGAGAGCUUGAAAGGUUAAGUCGUCUUGUUCAUGAUAAUUUAAUUAGACCCAUUGGUUAUGUGAUCUAUGAAGAUGUAGCUCUUCUAUUGCACGAGUACUUUCCCAAUGGGACAUUGACUCGGUAUCUUCAUGAUUCAUCAAAGCAACCAGAGUAUAAACCAGAUUGGCCAACAAGACUACAAAUUGCCACUGGAGUGGCUGAGGGGUUAGCCUUCCUUCAUCAUGUGGCAGUUAUUCACCUAGAUAUCUCCUCAGGUAAUGUACUUCUAGAUUCCAGCUUGAAGGCAUUGGUUGGUGAGGUUGAAAUAUCAAAGCUCUUAGACCCUUCAAGAGGUACUGCAAGUAUUAGUGCUGUUGCAGGUUCAUUUGGCUAUAUCCCUCCAGAAUACGCAUAUACAAUGCAAGUAACAGCUCCUGGAAAUGUAUAUAGCUAUGGAGUGAUAUUGCUUGAGAUUCUUACGACCCGACUACCAGUUGAUGAGGAAUUCGGUGAUGGUAUGGAUUUGGUGAAGUGGGUUCAAAGUGCAGCAGCAAGAGGGGAGACUCCAGAACAGAUACUUGACUCGAGGCUUAGCACUGUUUCAUUUGCAUGGAGAAAAGAAAUGCUUGCAGCCUUGAAGAUUGCUCUACUCUGUACCGACAGCACACCGGCUAAGAGGCCAAAAAUGAAAAAGGUGGUUGAACUGCUUAAAGAGGUCACAGAAAACUAAGUGAUAUUUAUGUGCCCAGGUUUGCUUCAAAUCAUUCUGUCACCCUUCUGGUGGUUGCUUUACGAUUCCACAUUAUCCAUAAUGCAAUUAUCCACUUUAUACCGUCACCAACAUGAGAUUGAUUGCAUAUUGUACAUUAGGUCAGUAGUUGUAUCAGAAUAUGUGCAAAUGGUGUCAUGUUAUAUUUGUUCACACCGAAAACAGAUGAAGAAUCAAAUGGGAAAGAAUGAAAACGAGUUCUUCAUCAAAGGUUUUUUACUCUU
Daucus carota subsp. sativus is the source of this 3425-nucleotide messenger RNA. Its product is annotated as leucine-rich repeat receptor-like tyrosine-protein kinase PXC3. The transcript is spliced from 2 exons. The coding region runs from base 505 to 3162 and encodes 885 amino acids. NCBI's taxonomy places the organism in Eukaryota, Viridiplantae, Streptophyta, Magnoliopsida, Apiales, Apiaceae. Gene Ontology annotation, molecular function: protein kinase activity; ATP binding; protein binding. Gene Ontology annotation, biological process: protein phosphorylation. The record is from RefSeq and is a predicted model, not a curated record.